UCUUUUGACAGUAAUUAAAAGCGAUGAUGAUUGAGUCACUUGCUUCUCCUUCUAUACCUCUUCUACCAUGCUCUGUUUUUCUCUCUCUCCAUCAUUUCUUACCAAUUCCAAUUCCAAUUCUUCAAAAUCAAUUCAAAAAUCCCUUCUUUUUUUACUCUUAGGAUCCACCAUGAAUGCUUAUUAGUCUCUGUUUUUUUUUCCAUUACUUUUUCUCUCUCUCUUUUUAUUCACCUCUCGUGCUCUUCUUGUAUCAUCAUGACCCAGUUUCUUCACUUUUUUACCCCACCCACCCCCUCUUCUGCUUCUUCUUACUCUGCUCUAUUGUACAGCUGAUCCACACCCCGACCCCCUCUCCAAAACCCCACCUUGACCCCCUUCUGCUUUUUGACCUACUCCCCUUUCCACCCUCAGUUCUAGGGUUUCCUUUUUUACUUCUUGAUCCUUUGUGUUCCGCUCUUCCUCUUCCUGCUCCUGCUCCUCUCUAGCUCUCUUCUCAAACACCCUUUUCUUGUUUUGUAUAUACCUAUAGAUUUUCACCAUCUUUUUGGCCAUUUUUAGGGGGGGGGGGGGGUUUGUUUAUACGAGGUGGGGUUUCCACUGGAUCAACUUUAGCAUAACGUGAAAUAGCUUCUGUUUUCUGGUCUACCUAGUUCUCCUGUAUCUUCUUAAUCAAAUUGGGUUGUCGGUUUAUGGCGUAUCAACAGCAGCCACCAGCUCAGGGUUCAGGUUCCUCUGCUGCAGGUAGUGGGGUUCCAUUCUUUAAUUCUCCUUUUGGGGACACCACCUUCACUAAGGUCUUUGUUGGAGGUCUUGCUUGGGAAACUCAGAGUGACACCCUCAGACGAUACUUUGAGCAGUUUGGUGAAAUCCUCGAGGCUGUUGUUAUCACUGAUAAAAAUACUGGCCGAUCCAAAGGCUAUGGCUUUGUGACUUUCCGGGAUCCUGAGUCUACGAGGAGGGCGUGUGCUGAUCCUGCUCCAAUUAUUGAUGGGAGGCGGGCAAAUUGUAAUUUGGCUUCGUUAGGGCGACCUCGGCCUUCUGUGCAAUUUGGACGUCUGAGGUCAUCAACUCCAUUUCCAGCAGGUUUACCAGCUGCUCGGGGUGCUUAUGCUGGAAGCUUUGGCUACCAGCAACCGGUUUCUUAUGGCUACCAACAAGGCUUGAUGUAUUCUCCCUAUGGGUAUGCAACAUAUGGUGCGGAUUACGUUUACCCUCAGGGUGUUUACAAUCCUUAUGGAGGUCAACAGUACCUUCCUAUAUAUGGUGUACCUGGAACUGUUAACGCAACAAUGUAUCCUUACGGCCAGCUAAGUCAGGCUGUUCCUGGAAGUCACAGUUAUACGACAUUGCAGGGUUAUGCAGUGCCAGGACAUCAGAUUCUUCAAUUUGGUGGACCCGGUGUCAAUGCAAUGACAGCUUCAUCCAUUCCAACUAUUCAAGCACCAUACCAAACAGGUGUUGGAGCGCCUGUUACACCACAGCCACAGUUUAUACUACCUACUCAUUCUCCUCAAUUUAUGCAAGGUAGCGGUUCUGACCAAAAUGCAGGGUGAGAUUUUAUCAAGGUACUAGAUUGCAGCAGGACUAACAGCAGCAGUAUUGCUACUUGAGAGGCGGGCUUUUAAUCUAGCCUUGCAAAUUAUUCACUUUGCAUUCUAGAGGUUAUAAAAAGUCAUACCCACCAUGAGAGCUCAAUGUCUGAGUCGCUCCUGAUGAUUGAGUGAGGAAACAUGGAAGUCGCGGAUUGCACUUCCUUUAACAUCAUGUAUCUAGGCCCUUGCAUUCUGCUGGUGUCGGGAUAACUGGCAGAGAGUCAGUGUCGUCAUGCAUUGGAGGGAUGCUGGAAUAGGUUUCUGGCUCCCUCCCCGUAGCAAUAAACUUUGUAAAAAAUUCAUCUCAGAAUCAACCUAUGAUUCUUUUAUAGUCAAAAACUCCCAGAAUAUGCUUUUGGGUGUGUAGAUAGUCACUGUCUUGCGUGCUGGUGCAUCAUGCACUGUGUUUAAAAGUAUUCUCAAGUCUUGUGCAUAAAACAAACAAGCUUUAGUCUUAAAUUUCAGAUUCAUUCUGUAAUUUGGAUGUUUUAUUAAUGAUUCUUGAAGCAAGAAGCUUCAGGUCCAUAAGUUGUUAUCACCAAUCUUGGUGACAUGACCAUAAUUUGGAACAUUUUGGGUGGAAAGCAGUCUUGCAUUCUUGAUU
Solanum dulcamara is the source of this 2196-nucleotide messenger RNA. RefSeq lists its product as uncharacterized. The transcript has 8 exons. Lineage: Eukaryota; Viridiplantae; Streptophyta; Magnoliopsida; Solanales; Solanaceae. Bases 690 to 1553 code for a protein of 287 amino acids. The record is from RefSeq and is a predicted model, not a curated record. Gene Ontology annotation, molecular function: RNA binding.